This is a messenger RNA of Fopius arisanus, 2450 nucleotides long. RefSeq names its product zinc finger protein Gfi-1b. Gene Ontology annotation, molecular function: DNA-binding transcription factor activity, RNA polymerase II-specific; RNA polymerase II cis-regulatory region sequence-specific DNA binding. Gene Ontology annotation, biological process: regulation of transcription by RNA polymerase II. Bases 333 to 1532 code for a protein of 399 amino acids. The record is from RefSeq and is a predicted model, not a curated record. NCBI's taxonomy places the organism in Eukaryota, Metazoa, Arthropoda, Insecta, Hymenoptera, Braconidae. The transcript is spliced from 6 exons.
CUACACGUCGGGACACUCGUACCUCUCGUUUCUCAAGCUUUUUAACCCGAAAAUCAAAACUCGAGUUCAAUCACUUUUUUUUCCCCCGAUCGUGAUUACGAUUGUGAAUAAUCUCGGGAGAUUAAUAUUUUUUUUAGUGCAUUUUCGUUGGAUUUAUCGGAGAUACUUUGGAGGAUACUUAUACGCAUUGUGAUUUCAGGAAAUUUUUUUUCAACUUUUAGUGAAGUGAUUUAUUAUUUUAACGUAUUGAAUGGUUUGGAUUUUAUUUCGAAAUCAGUGAGUUCACAAAUGAAUGGAGUGAAGGACUAGAGUGAAAUUAUUCGAGAGAUAUCAUGUGCGAAACAGUACCGAGGAGUUGGCUGAUGAAACCAGAAAUCUGCAAUAGCAUUCCGGCUGGUGCUCUGUCACCUCCUGCUACAUUGUCACCACCAAGUAGUCCAUGCGUCAUGGUGGCAUCACCCUGGAGUCCAGGUGGACCAACUGGUGGUAGCAGCAGUUCAAGCAGUGGCAUAUCAAGCCGUUCGUCGAUCCCUGGACUACCACCUGACCAGCGCCUCAGUGCCUUUAGCUUUGUAUCCGGUUACCCAAGUGAUCUUAGAAUGCAGAAGCUAGCACAUGCACCCGCAUCGGUUUCACGAGUGUCAGACAUGCGAUCUGGUUUGUUAUACGGUGGUUACAGUUCAGCAUGGUGGGCACAUCAUGCGGUGGGUCUUCUUCUGCCACAUUCCCUUAUGCCACCGCGAAUUCCACCACAAACAACACCAGUUGCAGAACACUCGCCAAUACACCAGGAGCCACUUAGUCCAGCGCGUGCAACAUCACCUCGCAGAUCUACACCAGAGCGAGCGCAGUUUUCAGUUGAAGGAGCAGCUCGAUUCUCCGAAGAAGAGGUCCCCCUUAAUCUAAGUACCAAACCAAGUGAUGUGUCAUCAUCAGUAAAUCGUAAGAGUGAAAUCUGGUCACCGGGUUCCGUGUGUGAGCGUGAAGCACGCGAAACCUCAGCUCAACAUUCGCCGUCAGCAACAACAACUCCAAUAAUAACGAGACAGAUUCACCACUCACCCCUGACGCCACCCUCUUCUAACGAGCGCACCUUCCAGUGCAAGCAGUGUGGGAAAGCAUUUAAACGAUCGAGCACACUUAGUACUCAUCUGCUUAUUCAUUCAGACACGAGACCCUAUCCCUGUCAGUACUGCGGCAAGAGGUUCCACCAGAAGUCUGAUAUGAAGAAACAUACGUACAUUCAUACCGGUGAAAAACCACACAAAUGUGUGGUGUGUGGCAAGGCAUUCUCUCAGAGUAGCAACCUCAUAACUCAUAUGAGAAAACAUACGGGUUACAAACCCUUCCAGUGUGGCUUAUGCGAUAAAGCAUUUCAACGUAAAGUGGACCUGAGGAGACACCGAGAGGGACAACAUCCAGCAGCACCAGCACUCGAUUAUCGUUCACUCCAAGUACCAAAUUCCCAUCAACACUCACGAUCACCAAUUUCACCCUCCUACCACAUGAUACCAAUACCAGGGAGCAGCUGAGACCAAAAAUUAAUUCGAUUUUCUUAAAUAAAUUAAAUGUUCUAUCGGCUGGACCAAUGAAUUUCCUGUAGAAAUUAUUUUUUAACAAAAUUUUUAAUCACUUCGUUUCUCUGUCGACCGUCCAAAAAUCGUAAUGAUAAUUUGUACAUAAUUCAAACUUUGUCAUUAUGAUUAAAUUAACAUACGAGUGAAUUAAUUACCAGUGAGUGGAGGAUUCUGUACGAGUGCCUUUGAUAUUGAAGAAAGAAAAAAUAUUCCGGUUUCAUCUCUUCGACUACUGCACAUAUCUCAAACUUAUUUAUUUCAGUACUUUAGAUUAACUCGUAUUAUUCGUAAACAAUUGAUUAUUUUUUCUCUUCAUUACUUGGUUUUAGUUAUCAUUCACACACGUGUCAUAGUCCAUUGAAACCAAAGCCGCCCUUUUCUGAUUCUUGUUUUUAAUUAGUACCCUGGGGGGGAGGGAAAAAUAUCCUCGAAAAAUUUUGUAAAAAUUAUUUCUUUUUAUUCCUUUGAGCGCUUGGGCAUUGUAAAGGGAUUUCAUAGCGGCUAGAGGACCAAAGAUAUAUAGAACAUAAGGCUGGUGUCGUCGACCGAAAAAAAUGUCUUCGAUAAAUUUAAAAUUGAAUUUCAAUCGAAACAUUUUUUUGUCGGGAAUUAUUGGCGUUACAAAACAUUCUCGAAUUUCGUCAUUUUUUUUGUAAAAAUAGAUAGUGUGAUUGGACAAUUGAUAUUUUAAGUUAAUUUUAGUAAAAAAUGCGAUCAAGUACUGAUUUAGAGCGUCAGUUGUGAAAAUGCAAUUAAAUUUGAAAUGUUGAUAUACUUUUAAUGAGUAAGAGUUAAUUUUAAGCUUCAGUGUAAUUAUGAUGUAGAUGAUUAUUUUUCGGUACUUGAGAAUUAAAAUUGAAUGUAUGAUAGUGU